Messenger RNA from Plenodomus lingam JN3, 1539 nucleotides. RefSeq lists its product as uncharacterized. Lineage: Eukaryota; Fungi; Ascomycota; Dothideomycetes; Pleosporales; Leptosphaeriaceae. Gene Ontology annotation, biological process: intracellular mRNA localization. Gene Ontology annotation, molecular function: mRNA binding. Gene Ontology annotation, cellular component: endoplasmic reticulum; ribonucleoprotein complex; nuclear outer membrane-endoplasmic reticulum membrane network. The record is from RefSeq and is a predicted model, not a curated record.
AUGGCCGACGUCGCAGCCUCCCCCGCCACACAGACGGCUGCCGCCGACAAAGCUGCUGCAUCGCAGACCAAGCAGCAGAUUGUCAAGCCCGAAAAGCCCGACGAGGACAAAUACAAGGAGGAACUUGCCAAGGCAGAGAAGGAGCAUGCUGCUGCUCAAGAACAGCUGAACGCCUGCAGGGCUAAACUCGACCUCGCCAAGCCCAACAACAAGGACUCGCCCAACGCAAAGCGCCAGCAGGAGCUCAAGACCGAGCUCAACGCCAUCCGCCAGGCACAGCAGGGCAACAAGUCUGGUCGCAAUGCCGUCUUCGAGAAGAUCAAGAAGCUCGACGAACAGCUCAAGUCACGGGUGGCCGAGCUCAAGACAGCAAAGGCCAAAGUCAACUUCAAGUCGGCUGAAGAGGUCGAUCAGGAAAUCGCCCGUCUGCAGAAGCAGGUUGACGGCGGCAUGAUGAAGCUCGUGGACGAGAAGAAGGCCCUCUCUGACAUCACCAACCUCAACAAGGCUCGCAAGAACUUUUCCCAAUUCGACUCGCAACAAAAGGCCAUCGAUGACAUCAAGGCCCAGAUCGCCGAGCAGAAGAAGCUGUUGGACGACCCCGAGAACAAGGCUCUCAGCGAAAAGUACACCAAGCUUCAGACCGAGCUGGACGCACUAAAGGCUGAGCAGGACGAGGCCUUCAAGGGCCUGAAGGCUCUCCGUGAGCAGACCGACAAGGCACGUGCUGAGCAGCAAGAAAAGUAUCUUGCGCGCAAAGAGCUCAAGGACAACUACUACCAGCAAAAGCGUGCCUUCCAGAACUACGAGUUCGAGGCUCGCAAGAUCCGCAACGAGAAGCGUCGUCAAGAGCAAAUCGCAUACACGGCCAACAAGCGCAAGGAGAUUGCCAACAAGCGUCUCGAAGAGGCCAGCGCACCCGCUUACCAGGACGAAAUCAUCGCGACUGAGGGUCUCAUCCGACACUUCGACCCUUCGGCCCUACCAGCAAAGGAGACCACGACAGCCAGCAAAUUCGCUGCGUCUGCUCAGCGUACUGUCGACGACGCCGGUCUCAAGGGCACCCGUGUCUCGAAGAAGGAUGCUGAAGAAGAGGUCUACUUCGCUGGUACGGGUGGCAAGAAGGGAAAAAAGGGCAAAAAGGGCGGUGCGGCUCCUUCCAAAUUCAACCUCAACAUGGGCAUCAUCGAGGAAUUGACAAAGGUGGGCGUUCCUGCUCCCUCGAGUCAAGAGGAUAUCCCAGCCACUGUAGAACAACUCAAGGCCAAACUUGCGCACUGGAAAGAGGACCAAGACCGCAAGACCAAGGAGAACAUCGCAAAGGCACAAAAGGAAAUUGAGCGUCUCGAGGCCGAAGAGGACGAAGCGACCAAUGGUACUACUGACACGGCGCGUAAGCCUGCUCAGAAGAACCAGGGUGUCAAUGGCUCCGCAUCCGCAGAGGCAGAACUUGCCCGAGAGAAGGAUGCUGCUGCCGAUGCUGCCGACGACCUGAAGAAGGCAUCUUUGGAGGACAAGGAAGAGACGUCCGAGGCAUAG